CUUCCCUUAAAAUUUCGCCAUUUGAGGAAAAGAUACCCCUUUCCUAUACCGAAAAAUCACCGUCACUAUCAUACCGGAAUAACCCCGCCUUUGCCCGAACAAACACCUCUCAAUUCUGUUUCCACCCAUUCCAUCUCAAGGCUAAAGCAGUAGCCAGAGCCCCUUAACAAUUUUUCCAGAAGAUAUUCGCAACUAUUACCAAUCUCAAAAAAUGGGACUCACCGCUGGUUGUAUCGGACCAUUUGGUAACGGCGGGAGGAAGAAUGACAAGAGCGAUAUCACUGAGCAUUGGGGGGAGGUGCUAUCCGACUACCAUACGAAAAUUGGUGUUUCCGGGGAGCGCGCCGCGGUCUAUAGCGAUCACAACAUUGCCUCGAGAUUGAGCAACCUUAACUUGGGCACUGGCAAUCAGGAGCUUUCGGAGUAUGUCACUUGUGACCGGUGCUCGCAGAAGUAUCCGUCCACUUUGGUAAGUUAUAAAAUUUCCCAUGUUGCGCGCUUUUCAAAGCUAACCAAUAAAUUGUAGGAAGGGAAAGAGGACCUCACCCGCCAUGGAUUAAUUAGUCACGAUUUGAAGCACAUUUGCGCGCUCCUGAAAGUUGAGGUUCCAACUUUCAAGACCCAGAUGGGGGUUUUCACUCAGGAUCAACUGGAUGUCCAUGUCAUCGCUGUUAUAAGCACCUAUAGUAAGUCGAGGUCCCCCCUCCACCCAUGAUAAAAGGCUAGAACGUUACUAACGUCUUCUAGGAGCUGUUGCAGUCAGGCGUGGUCUUAUGGCCCACUGCGCUCAUCCCGUGGGGACUCCUGAGGAGGUGAUGAAGGCGAAAUCCAAAUCUCUCUGCUACGAGAUGGUCAUCUAGCGGUCAAAACGGACCCCCAAAACAAGAAAAACUGGUAGAAUACCCCCACCGCAUUUGAAGCACAGUUGAUUUGCUGUUUCUCAGUCUUUACUCUUGAUGAUUUUGAUUUUCUGCUUCCUUCUUGCUUUAUCGAUGAUUGAGCAAUAUUUAUGCGGCCUUCCGGGGAGUGGGGCAGUGCCUUGGAAAUUCAGGAUGGGAAUGCUGAUGUGCUUAGAUAACAAACAGUGGAAAAACUGAAGCAGUUUACUGAUGGGCGGGGAAAAUGGAUUAAUGGAUUUACGGAG
This is a messenger RNA of Tuber aestivum (summer truffle), 1144 nucleotides long. The record is from the annotation of a GenBank genome assembly. NCBI's taxonomy places the organism in Eukaryota, Fungi, Ascomycota, Pezizomycetes, Pezizales, Tuberaceae.